AUGGAAUAUUUUAAAAAUGGAUGGCCUGCAAUUAAUACAAUUAAUGAUGACAGUAGGCUCUAUUUCAACCAGAGAAAUGAGAUUAUUGUAGAGGAAGGAAUCGUCUACUUACAACACAAAAUUAUUAUACCAUAUAAAGCGAGGCCAACAAUUCUAAAGCUAUUACAUGAAAGUCAUACGGGCAUUGUAAAAUCAAAAAAUCGAGCUAAAAAUAUCUUUUAUUGGCCGGGCAUGCUAAACGACAUUGAACAGCAUAUAAUAAGCUGUAAGACUUGUGAAAUAUAUAGAAGUGGAAACAGGAAAAAUAAAUUAAUAUACCAUGAGAUACCUAAUCUACCCUUUGAAAAGGUAGCAACUGAUGUAUUAAGUCAUGGAAAUACUGAUUAUUUAGUACUAAUAGACUAUUAUUCAAAGUGGAUUGAGUUAAGGAAACUCAAAAAUAAGACUGCAAUACAUAUAAGUAAGAAAUUGAAAGGGAUCUUCAGCAGAUUCGGUAUUCCUAGAGUACUAGUAGCUGACAAUAUGCCAUUCAAUUCUCACCAAUUUCAGUCCUUUGCAAAGCUGUGGAAUUUUAAAAUAGUGACAUCAAGUCCAGAAUAUGCUCAAAGUAACGGCUUGGCUGAAAAAGCUGUUCAUAUAGCAAAACAAAUUUUGAAUAAAUGCUUAAGAGAUCAAAAUGAAAUAGAAAUAGCUCUUUUGGAGUACAGGUGUACACCGGUAGGAAAUCUAGGGGUGGCACCUAGUGAAUUACUGAUGAGUAGGCUGUUACGAACUAAAUUACCUACAGCUGAUAUUAAUUUAAAACCUAGAGUUCAGGAUAUCAAAGAUAAACAAAUUAAAAUACAAGAGGGUUACAAGGCUUGGUAUGAUAAAAAGGCAAACAGAAAAGAAAUAGAAUUAAUAAAAGGACAAACAGUAAUGGUUAAAAAAAAAUAUGGAUGGGUACCCGGUGUAGUUGUAAAGAAGGCGGAAACGCCAAGAUCAUACAUAAUAAAACAAGAAAAUGGGAGAAUAAUUAGAAGGAACCUAUAUCAUUUGAGACCCAGUAGAAAUAAAUUUGUACAAAAAAGUUGUAACAUGGCAUAUUAUUGGGAUGACUCAACUAAUAAUGUUACAGAAGGAAUUGGUGAAACACAAAAUGCAGAGAAUGAAGGGGAUCAGGAAGUAAGAGCACAAAUUAAUCAAAAAAUAGAAAUAAGGAAGGAAAUUAAUCCAAAAGAAAAUGAUGAGGGCCAAAAUUACACAAGAAGUGGUAGGUCUGUGAAACCACCUAAAAGAUAUAGCCCUUAA
Acyrthosiphon pisum (pea aphid) is the source of this 1290-nucleotide messenger RNA. RefSeq lists its product as uncharacterized. The transcript has a single exon. Bases 1 to 1290 code for a protein of 429 amino acids. Lineage: Eukaryota; Metazoa; Arthropoda; Insecta; Hemiptera; Aphididae. Gene Ontology annotation, molecular function: nucleic acid binding. The record is from RefSeq and is a predicted model, not a curated record. Gene Ontology annotation, biological process: DNA integration.